This is a messenger RNA of Aspergillus homomorphus CBS 101889, 508 nucleotides long. RefSeq lists its product as uncharacterized. The transcript has a single exon. The record is from RefSeq and is a predicted model, not a curated record. Lineage: Eukaryota; Fungi; Ascomycota; Eurotiomycetes; Eurotiales; Aspergillaceae. The coding region runs from base 88 to 420 and encodes 110 amino acids.
CUUGUCAGCUCACAAGUUUGACUUUCUUCCUCUUCCCUUGGUUGGGAACAGCUGAGCCGUGGGAGAAUUGGCUGGAUUGCUACACGCAUGUCCCCUGCUGCCCGAGAAUGUGAAACUUCCCCCCCCCCUCCAGACCUCCAGACCGACCGUUCAUGCUUGCGCCACGAGGCUGAAUCUUCUGUGUCUCUUUUCCUACUUCUCUGCCUCGCUAACUCUCCUCUCUUUUUGCUGCGGUCAUUUUUUCUUCCCUCUGAUCCACGGUGCCUCCCUUUCUUCACGCGAAUGACAGCUCAAAUCGCAUCCCCCCCCCCUUGUGCUAUUGCUGUGCCUGGCCGUGAAUCGAACCACUCAACUCAUCUUGCCGCCCUGCUUGUCUUCCCCUCCUCCACUCCCCCCCCCUCCUCCUUCCGCCGCAUCUGACUCGUCUGCUGCCCUCACCCUACGACAACCUGCCCUUCUUCCCCCUCUCGGCCUCUUCUUAACCUUUGUUCCUUUCUCCCGGCUGGGU